CAUACCGAUACGGAGCGGUACAUAGCUUACAGGUCAUAAAAAAUAUUAUUUCACAAUCUCAUUUCGAUUCGUGGGAUAUAAAUUGGAAGAUUCAGACUGCAAAUUUCCCAGUGAUGAAGAGCAACAAUAUUGAAGAGGAGAAAGGAUUUGAUCGCCUCAUAGAGGUCUCAAACAAGCGAGCGGAAUGGGCAACCCUCGCACUUACAGAGAAACUUAAGAUCCUAGAGGAAAURCUUGUCACCAUAACGAAGGAAAUCGAAUACGAUGAUUGGAAAAGCUUUGGCAAGUCUACUGCGGAAAUGAUGGGUUACGAUACCCGUGAGACGAUUGAAGGAGAUUUGAUAGCCACAAAAGAGGUAUUGGCGAUGWCCCUGACCGCUAAAACCGAAACAGAGAACUUGAUCAUGGCUUACAAGAUUCGUGCAGGCCUCACGGAACCCCCGAAAAAGUUUACCAAGGGAAACUUUGAAACGAGAACUGCGAUCAAUGGACAAGUUGUAGUCAAGACGCAUCCAAUUAUUCCGGAAGAUAAGGCAGGAUUUCUCCCUCAUUUUGAAGCUGAGGUUUGGAUGGAUGCAUCGAAAAUCAAAGACGCUUCGCAAGUGGAAGCUUUCGCUUUUGACAAAGCCUGGGAGCAUUCUGUUGGCGAAGAAGGCGGUUUGAUGAUGUUGUUUGGCGCCGGAAAUCAGGCGAUUUUGACAUUCGUCGACAUCAUGGAGGGCCUCUUCAAACGCAAUUAUGUUGGGUACGUGAAACAGCAUCCCAUUCGCAACUUUACGAAUGAUUUUUUUUCGAGGCUUAUGGCUCCGCUCAUAUCCAGAGGGUACUUAGCGAUUGAAGCCCACACAUCGAUCGAGCGUGCAUCAGCAUUGGUCUACCAUCCACUUGUGGAUGCAUUCCACAUUACAGGUGGAAAGUCUACCCAUGACCUGUUAGUCUGGGGAGCGGAUCCGAAGGAACGGGAAGAGAAUCUCAAAGCAAACACACCAAAAAUCAAAGUUGCCACCUCCGAACUUGGUGCCGUUUCGCCAUGGGUGGUUGUGCCCGGAAACUAUACAACGGCAGAAAUGAAAUCUCAAGUAGCGGUUAWGGCAAAUUUCAGUACGUGCGGUUUUGUGUUCAUUCUGACAGUAUCAAUAAUGUGGAGUAUGAACUGCUUUAGCGUCAAGGACUCAACAURCUCAUUUUCUUUUCUUCCAAUUCUAUAUUGUGGUAAUCGACACGUUAUGUAGUUCAUUCAAAUGCAUCUUGCAACUGUAUGGCUCCGAAAUGUAUURUGGUGGCCGACGAGUGGGACCAGAAGGACGAAUACCUUCAGCUUUUGGACGACGAAUUGGCGCAUCAUUCGUUGCCAGUYGCUUACUACCCCGGUAUUCAACAACGAUGGGAAAAAUUUUCUAGCGAGUAUCCUGAUAGCAAAAAAAUUGAAUCAAAAUCUGGGAUGGGAAUCACAGAGCGAAAACUAUCCGCGGGUGGAGUAAACAAGGAGGCGCUGUUGCUGCCUUAUAUUAAAAUCGAGACAGAGGUGGAUCUGAAGUCGGAUGYCGGGAAAGAAGCUGCCAAGAACGAGUAUAUUUUUAACAAUGAACCAUUUUCCCCCGUAUACGCGAUUAUCACUCUCAAGGAUACUAGCCAAACGAGUCUCAUGGAAUUUGCGAAGACGGCUUCGACGUUUUGCAAUGAUUAUCUAUUUGGUACGCUAUCAGGAUCUAUCACGACCCCGCCCUCAUUGCUGGAARACGAUAGUGUUCAAACGCUUAUUGCAGAAAUGAAGUACGGUUGUGUUGCUGUUAACAACGCAAAUGGACUUGGCUACGUUAUCCGCCAUGCUGGUAUGUGGGGUGCCUUCCCAGGUGAAACUCUUGACGCAGUCAAGUCUGGAAUUGGGAAAGUGGGCAACGUUUUUGCAAUUCCUUAUUUCGAAAAAAUGGUGUAUGUAUCACCCAUUAUCCAUCCAGGUAAUUUGGUGCUCGAAGAUGAUUUUGUGAAGGACAAACGUAAGCAGGAGGCAGCUUCUAAGUACUUCUUGUACGGUGGGGUGGGAAAUUUCAUAGAACUGAUUAGUGCCGCCACCGGUGUUGAAUUGGUCAAAGUGGGAAUGAUUGCCACAAGCAUUGCGGUCGCUGCAGGUGCUUACCUGUUCCGACUUGACAAGUAAAAUGUGUCGUAUCGUUGCAGAUACCAAAAGAGAAAAAUGAAUAGUGACAGAGAGUAUUGCAGUGCAAUUCACAUGUUAUUUUUUGACGGAGAUCUUGGAAUUGGGUUGAGGAAGCAGGGAGGUUGCUGUUCCUGUACUUCCUUUCUCCGAUUCAAAAUUGAAUGUUUCACGUGGUAAAUUAAUCCUAGAUGUCGCGAWAAAAUUAGCUUGGCAACUUAUACAUCUUGUGAGAAACACAAAAAACAAUAGGCAGUUAA
Molecule: messenger RNA, 2415 nt
Organism: Pseudo-nitzschia multistriata
Lineage: Eukaryota; Bacillariophyta; Bacillariophyceae; Bacillariales; Bacillariaceae
Source: the annotation of a GenBank genome assembly